Molecule: messenger RNA, 2569 nt
Organism: Anolis carolinensis (green anole)
Lineage: Eukaryota; Metazoa; Chordata; Lepidosauria; Squamata; Anolidae
Gene: plp1
Product: proteolipid protein 1
Exons: 7
Coding region: 145-978 (277 amino acids)
Biological process (GO): central nervous system myelination; axon development
Cellular component (GO): plasma membrane; myelin sheath
Molecular function (GO): structural constituent of myelin sheath
Source: RefSeq, a predicted model, not a curated record
GCCUGCCACCCCCGGCGCCCUUUUCUUGGCCGAGGAACCGCGGAGCCCAGGCACUCAGCAGCCAGAGAGACAGGGAGACAGACAGACGACUCUCUGCGGCCCCAGAGGAGAGGAAGGCGGCAAGGGAUUCGCGCCCCAGAAGAGAUGGGUUUGCUAGACUGCUGCGCCAGGUGCUUAGUUGGGGCCCCCGUUGCCUCUCUGGUGGCCACUGGCCUGUGUUUCUUGGGGGUGGCCCUUUUUUGCGGCUGUGGACAUGAAGCACUCACAGGCACAGAGCAUCUGAUCGAGACCUACUUCUCCAAAAACUACCAGGACUAUGAGUACCUGGUGGACAUAAUCCAUGACUUCCAGUACGCCAUUUACGGAGUCGCCGGCUUCUUCUUCCUCUUUGGAGCCCUCCUGCUGGCCGAAGGCUUUUACACCACGGGCGCUGUCAGGCAGAUCUUUGGCGACUACAAGACCACCAUCUGUGGCAAGGGCCUGAGCGCUACGGUAACAGGGGGCCAGAAGGGGAGGGGUUCCAGAGGACACCGGCAAGCUCACUCUAUGGAGCUGCUCUGUCAGUGUCUGGGAAAGUGGCUAGGACAUCCUGACAAGUUUGUGGGCAUCACCUACGCCUUAGCCGUCCUCUGGCUCCUGGUGCUGUCUUGCUCCGCGGUGCCCGUCUACAUCUACUUCAACACCUGGACGACGUGCAACUCCAUCGCCAACCACAGCAAAACUGCUGCCGGCAUCGGCAACCUCUGCACUGAUGCCAGGAUGUAUGGAGUCCUGCCCUGGAAUGCCUCCCCAGGAAGAGUUUGUGGCCAGAGCCUCCUCUCUGUCUGCAAAACAUCUGAGUUCCAGAUGACGUUCCACCUGUUUAUUGCUGCCUUUGUGGGAGCUGCAAUCACUCUGGUGGCCCUGCUCACUUUCAUCAUCGCCGCCACCUACAACUUUGCGGUCCUGAAGCUGAUGGGCCGGGGCACAAAGUUCUAAGCAGCAAGGGAGAGGCGCUGCCGCCAUUGCAAGAUGCUCUUCCCUCCUCUAACUGCAAGGCUUUAACCUGAGACGGCUGCUCCUCCUCCGCGCCAAGUCUCCUCCUUUAACGCCGCUGCCUGACUCCCCGUUUCCCCCCUUUUCCCUCUAGAAGUUGUUUGGAGCGGAGCGAGCACAAAGGGAGACUCCAUGCACCCCAAACAGACACCUCUCAAGGGCGGAUGGACUGUUGCUCCAUGGCUCUCUCUCUGCCUUGGCCUCACAGUGGCCCAGGGCACCAAAACGAUUCUCAGAUAACAAGACAGCGGGUCUGUUCCCUUAUUCCUCUCCAGAGAAACCCCAUCUGUUACGGGCCGAGACCGUGCCUGGCCCAGAGAGAGAAGGGCAUGAGCUCAGCACAAAAGAAGAAAGAAGAACUGGACAUUGCCGGUCACUGCUUGGGUCAGAUGAGGGGGGUGCAGGGGGUGGGGGUUGGAGUAAGGAUCUUUCCAAGAUGGGAAGAGAGCACUGACCCCAACCCAAGGCCAAUUGGGGGCUCCUUUUUUCUGUAAUGUAACCCAUCCAACUGAAAAGCAUGAAGGAGCUUGGUGAUCCUUGUCUCAUAGUCCUUGUCUUCUCACAUUAAGUAGGGAAGUGUCAAAACAUUCCUCUCAGGGCCUUUGUGUUGCCAUUACUAACCUGUUGGGCACAAACUGGUCUUCCCCAAGGGCUCAGCCAUAACCAGCCGUUUUGAGCUUGCAGCACUAGAGGCUCCUUUGCCAAAGCAUCCUCCUUUUGAGGGGCUCUCCUUGCCUUGUGCCUUCCCCUCUUCUGUGGGGCCCAGCUCUCUGACCUUCACAAUGGUGCUCUUUUCUCCCUUUGCGUAUACCUUUUGCAGAGUAUAUCAGUAACACUGUGAUGUCUUACUCCCCCUGAUUUCAUGUUCAUCAUGAGGGCUCGUCCCCAGCCUGCCCCACUGACUUGGAGCCUCCGGGCCUGGCUUCACUCGCUGCACAAGUUAUCCAGAAUGGGAGAGUCGCAGAAGGAAUUACAAGAACUAGAGGGUCCUCAGCUAGUUGCAUUCCAGAAUUUCCUUUUGGUGGAAAAUUAACCCUGCUGGUUGCAUAGGGUUUAUUUGUUGGAGCAACCAAGAACACACAAAAGCCCAUGGAGCAAUAUCAGCCAUAGGUUUCCAAAGAGCGAGGCAAGUUGAAGAGGCACAGUGUGGCUCAGGGAGGAAUACUGAGGCCAUCCACGCACACAGGGACCAGGAAUGCGGGUGGCGGAUUGGGACCCAUGGGGUGGGAAGGCAAGGAUCCUGUCCAGAUUGGGGACAAGAAGGGACACCCUCCACCCCUUUCUCUCUCACUUUGGUUUCAGUAACAUAUAACCAGAACUCAUGCUCCCUCCUUUCCUCCCCAACUCCCCUCCUUCUCCGGAAAAUAAAUACAAGGAGAAAAAAGUAAUUAAUAAGCUGAAAGUGUUCACUUGUGGUCUUGAAUUUCAACUUUUUUUAACCAAACAUAAGGGGUUGUGUUUUUAGAGACUUACCUUACAAGGUGUAUUUUAUAAAAUUAAAGGAAAUAAAAGUUUAGAAUGUUCUGAAUGAUAA